Messenger RNA from Chanos chanos (milkfish), 2539 nucleotides. RefSeq names its product profilin 2b (gene pfn2b). The record is from RefSeq and is a predicted model, not a curated record. Bases 177 to 596 code for a protein of 139 amino acids. Gene Ontology annotation, molecular function: actin binding. Lineage: Eukaryota; Metazoa; Chordata; Actinopteri; Gonorynchiformes; Chanidae. Gene Ontology annotation, cellular component: cytoplasm. Gene Ontology annotation, biological process: actin cytoskeleton organization; positive regulation of actin filament bundle assembly; regulation of actin filament polymerization. The transcript is spliced from 3 exons.
UGCAGUGGCUUCCUUUGCUGCCCGAACUCAGAUUAAAGCAGGGACGUGACGGAGCUGUGGUGCUGUUGAAGACGCCGCAACUGCCGAAAUACGGCUAAUUAGAACAGCAUUAUUGCUCGAGAACGGCAAUUUCCUAUUUUUAACAAAUAUUUCUUCAUUUGGACGAAGACGCAAGCAUGAGCUGGCAGGGCUACGUGGAUAACCUGAUGUCCGAUGGCAGCUGCCAGGACGCCGCCAUUGUUGGGUACGCGGACGCCAAAUACGUCUGGGCAGCAUACGCCGGCGGUACCUUUAACAACAUCACGCCCACAGAAAUCGAUGUGCUAGUAGGAAAGGACCGAGAAGGUUUCUUCACCAAUGGCUUGACCCUAGGCUCAAAGAAGUGCUCCGUCAUCCGAGACAGCCUUCAAAUUGACGGUGACUGGACAAUGGACAUCAGGACAAAGAGUCAAGGUGGAGAGGCCACAUACAACAUUUCUGUAGGCAGAGCAGGCAAAGCAUUGGUUUUAGCCAUGGGAAAGGAAGGUAUCCAUGGAGGGCAGCUCAACAAGAAAGUGUUUGAGAUGGCAGAAUACCUGAGGAAGUCUGGAUAUUAAAUGCAGCCUCAGCCCAUUCUCCCCCCAGCCGCUCAUUCUUAUCAACCCUGUUACGUAUGACAGUGCAUACUGUUUUAGAUGAUAGAUGCUUUUUCGCCCAUUCUCCUUUCUGAUUUUUUUUUUUUUUUCUCUUUCUUUUUUUUGGGGCCCUAUUGUUAUACACCACUCCCCACCCCACCACCUCCUCAUUUCUCCCUCCCUUCAGUCUCCCUCAUGCAUUUACACUGUGUACCCCCAUUUUUUUUGUUCUAGCACUACAUUUGCACCAUUAUUAACGAUAAGCGUGUUAAUGGGACAGUGACAAAUCUGUACUUUAAAAAAAAACACUUAAAAAAAACAAAACAAACAAAAACUCACAUUCUGGCCACUACUUCGGUGUUUAACGUUGAAGGAUAAUGAGACAAGAAAGCUUAUAUGAAGAAACCUUUGCUAGUAUGACAAGUCGUUCACAAUUCUGACCAAUGCCUUCAUUUUCGAGCACUUGAGCAGUUAAACCGGGCUCACAUUGUCUUCCUUGUCUGGAGGGGGGCAACUGUAUGCAUAUCUUUGAGCCUACUCAACUGCCUUCAUUUACAUUUUCUUUGUUUUAAGUUCAUUUCUCUUUCGCUGCCCCCAAACACCACUUUUUCUCUGUGUUCCCUGUAAAACACUACUUUUUAGUUUAACUACUAUGUAGGUGACACUCCAUCGCUACGUGAGGGGGGGGGGCUAACCCUCCGUCACUAAGCACUAGCCUAUACCUUAAGAUCUGUUUUGCCCUCUUCCCCCUUUUUGAUGUCACUACCAUAUAUGGAAUAAUUUGGGAGGGUUGGUUGUACUCAGAAUGCAGUCUGCUUAGCGACUGGUCAGGCACCUGAGUCUAGUGAUAUUGUUGAGAUGCUGAUUGGAUCUCCUCCCAUGUCUUCAUUACAUCGACUUUACAAUCUCCAUGGACAUUCCAUCGUUACAAUAGCUCAGGCACUUACAAAUAAAAAAAAAACUUUGCCAGCUCCUGUAAUAUAUUUCCUUUUUUUAUUGUCUAAAAAGGCUGCCAUUUUGGACAGUAGGUAUCCCAGCGUAACCAUCUGGAGUGUGUCCAGUUUGAAUUCUUUUCAUAGGACCAAUUUUAGUCACAGCUUGGGUAUUGACACAAUGGCUAUAACUCACUAUGAUGGAUGAUUGCUAGCUUUAUCUUAAUUUUUUUUCUGACUGUUUAACACUAACACAAAAAAUAGCACUCUUGUGACCACAGAAUUGAAGUGUCAACAGAUUGAGUCGCAGUCUCAUUCUUUUUUUUUUUUUUUUUUUUUUUUUUUUGAACCAGUAAUCUUCUACAUUUGUAAACCCAUGCUGUGUUAUGAAGCAAAACUGUUGAAUAAAUUGCCUCGUUGAAGUCAUCAACUAAGAUGUGAUAUCCACCUGUCUGUCAAACCUCGGUACUAAGUAUGUCAUGUCCGAAUAAUCCAACCCUUACAAAAAAAAAAAAAAAAAAAAAGUCAAAAACAAGAAAAAAAAAAAAAUAUGUAGAAGUGACAGUCAGCUUAAUGGGAGAUGGUUAUUGGUUGGAAUAAGAACUUUGGUUGUCUUGUGGAAACUUACUACAACAAUUUUGUGUUACCCUGUGCCAUAAUGUAGACCUACUAUGUUGCUAUUGUGAGGAUGGAUUUGAUCUGCUGUCCAGUAAAUGGAGUCAGUGAAUUUCAUUGACUCUUUAUCUAGGGAUUGUUUAGCAUCCGCUCAGCUGUCCAGGCCUUGUGGAAUAUAUGUACAGAUUAAAAGAAACUUGUUGCGAAUUUAUUUCAGUUAUUUUCUUUCCCCUCACCUUUUUUUUUCCCCCCCUUUCUUUGUUUCAUACAUCUUGGAUACAGUCUAACACAUCUGAUUUCAUAUGCAUAACCAAGAAAUGCCAUAAAUUGAUUUAUCACCUUGUUUACAGACAGAUCAAAUAAAUUUAUUCCAACCAA